GUCAUCCUGGGUGUCCAGGGAGGGAGCCAGUGCCUGUCAUGUGGGACGGGGCAGGAACCGACUCUGAAACUAGAGGCCCAGCCAUACUCUCACCUUGUCUCCUCCUCCAAGAAGCCUUUGCUGAAUUGAGGCGUCUGGUCAUCUGCUCUGACUGUGCUACAUUGCUAUGUUAACUUCCCCUUGUUGUAAGAAUUGAUUUGCCGUCUGUGGCCCCUGAAGUGACCUCAAGGUCAAGGCUGUAUCAGUUUGUUUCCAGGCACCUCAAAUAAUGUUUGACAAAUAAUUGGAAACCCGUGAAUACAGACAGUGGAAACUAUUCCUCCACCGUGGAAUAUUUCUUCUCUCUUCUCCACCCAUCUAAAUGGGCCCACCCUUCAAGAAGCAGCCGAAAUUCUGCCUCACUCUGGAAGCUUUCUCCAGCCUGCAGUGAUUGCUUCAUCAUCUGUAGGAUGAUAGAAUUCAAAAUGGCUUUGGCAAGGAUGAACUGACACAUCUGCAUGUGGGUUGGCCUCUCCUACCUCCUUACCAAGCCCUUUGUGGAACUGUGCAAAUGACAUAAUACAAGGACCAGUCACCCAGGAUUGCAGGAAUGUGCUCCCUGCCCAUGGCAAGAUACUACACAAUUAAGGAUGCAGAUCAGAAGGCUCUAUACUUAAGAGGUGACCAGCUCCUGGUAGGAGAUCCCAGUGCGGACGACUGCUGUGCAGAGAAGAUCUGCAUACUUCCCAACAGAGGCCUGGACCGCACCAAAGUCCCCAUCUUCCUGGGACUCCAGGGAGGCAGUCGCUGCCUGGCCUGUGUGGAGACAGAAGAGGGGCCUUCCCUGCAGCUGGAGGAUGUGAACAUCGAGGACCUGUACAAGGGUGGUGAGCAGGCCACACGCUUCACCUUCUUCCAGAGAAGCCUGGGCUCAGCCUUCAGGCUUGAGGCUGCUGCCUGGCCUGGCUGGUUCCUCUGUGGCCCAGCUGAGCCCCAGCAACCAGUACGACUUGCCAAGGAAAGUGAGCCAUUGGCCUGCACUGAGUUCUACUUUGAACAGAGUCGGUAGUGAGGCAGGAGGCCGAGUUCCAGGCUGGUGCCCCCAAACCAAGCUCAUCCUGCUGAAGGCAGCAUCCUGCUGAUAGGCAGAAUAAUGCCCCCCUAAAGAUGUCCACGUCCUAAUCCCCAGACUCUGUGAAUAUGUUACCUCCAAGGCAAAAGUGACUUUGCAAAUGUGAUUAAGGUAAGGAUCUUGAGAUGGGAAGACUCCCACAAGGGUCCUCGUAAGAAUGAGGCAGGAGGGUGAGAGUCAGAGGCUGGAAGAUGCUAUGCUAUUAAUCGAAUUUCAAAUGUAGCAGACAGGGCUAUCGGCCAGCGAAUGCAGGUGGUUCCAGAAGCUGUAAAAAGCAAGGGAAGGAUUCUCUCCUAGAGCUUCCAGGAGAAACACAGCUCGGCUGACAGUUGAAUUUUAGUCCAGUGAAACCCAUUUUAGACCUCUGACCUCCAGAACUGUAGAAUAAUAAAUUUGUGUUGUUUGAA
Messenger RNA from Prionailurus viverrinus (fishing cat), 1518 nucleotides. It is a transcript of the gene IL38, whose product is annotated as interleukin 1 family member 10. Gene Ontology annotation, biological process: cellular response to lipopolysaccharide; cytokine-mediated signaling pathway; positive regulation of gene expression. Lineage: Eukaryota; Metazoa; Chordata; Mammalia; Carnivora; Felidae. Bases 590 to 1048 code for a protein of 152 amino acids. The record is from RefSeq and is a predicted model, not a curated record. Gene Ontology annotation, molecular function: interleukin-1 receptor binding; cytokine activity. The transcript has 7 exons.